Molecule: messenger RNA, 2442 nt
Organism: Cheilinus undulatus (humphead wrasse)
Lineage: Eukaryota; Metazoa; Chordata; Actinopteri; Labriformes; Labridae
Product: interleukin-17 receptor D
Exons: 12
Coding region: 89-1894 (601 amino acids)
Molecular function (GO): protein binding; interleukin-17 receptor activity
Source: RefSeq, a predicted model, not a curated record
AGAAGUUAAGUCCAGGCAGAGUGUUUGUUAGUGAGGGUUAGAGGGCUGCAGCUCACUGUUGGUACAAUGUGGUGCUGGUCUUAGCAGCAUGUGGACAGCAGCUCUUGUUUUGUCCCAUCUCUUGGCACUCUGGCAGCCGCUCCAGGCUCAGGAGGAUGUCACAGCCACUGCCAUCACUCCUCAGGACUGCAGUCUGGACUGUAUACGACAGGGGGGACUUGGAUGUGAAUACUGCAGAAUAACCAGAGCUGACAUCCAGAAGGCUCUGGGCUUUAAGUCCCUUGAGGCAUUUGGAGGUUGUGUUCCUCGGCCGUGUUUUGAGCUGCUUGGAGAAGAAAACCCUGAAAUCUGCCAGCACUACGUCCAUGCACCAAAUGAUGUGAAGGUUGACUUUGUACAAGGGCCAAACCCCAAAUCAGAUACUGCUGUUGUGUCCUGGCAGCCCAGUCUCUACGGGAUCGCCUUCCUUCGGGGCUUUCAGGUGUCAUUACAGGCUUUGGGAGGGUCGAGUGUGGUCUGUCAGCUCUUUCUCUUCCACCGUAACCUCUCCCUCCCGGCGUCACAUGCUCAAAGGGUCUACAAAUCCGACCCUUUCCCCGGUCUCUCCCUGGGCUCUCAGUAUGCAGUCACAGUUAUGGCUCUGCCUGUGCCCGAGCAAUGGAAGAGAUUCUACCACAGCAAGAUCUUCUCCACACGCUCGUGUGCAGAGAAGAAUGGUUUGGAGAAGUGCAAAAAAGAUUGGUACCCAAAACACAUCACGGUGGAGCAGGAAGGAACUGCUAUUACUGUGACAUUUAACCUAGCUCCACCAAACCUGGGCAUCAGCAGCUACUUCUCUCUGUGCUAUGCUAACGGCAUGAAGAAAUACAUGGAUAUUACACCUAAUUCCUCUAAAAAUAAAACUCACCACAGCUAUCAGCUGAAAGACCUGCAAGAAGGAACCAACUACACCUGUGAGAUUGCAGCUAACGAGGUGGAUGCGGUGAGGAAAACAUUCAAAGUUCAGGUCUUACACAUAGAAAAAGGAGGAACCUCGGCGCCCACCGUCUCUCCAUCCCUGGCGCUGAUGCUCCCACUCUGCCUGGCUGUGGCAGCCGUACUUGUAGUCUUCCUGGUUGCUUUUGCUGGAAGGAAGCCCAAACUGCACAUGAAGAGAUUAAACAUAAAACCAGAUAUCAUCAUGCAUGAUCAAGAGACUGGGCCUCAGGAGGAAGUGGUGGCAUUGACCAGAAGUAGGCAGACCCCUCCUCGUCUUCUGAUCUGCUAUAGUAGCAACGAUGGCUCCGCUCAUAUUGAAGCUGUCAUGCGGUUAGGGUCGUUUAUACAACAGCACAUGGCCACUAAGGUGUGCCUGGAUUUGUGGGACUCUUUGAGCGUAGCUAGGGAGGGCAGUAUGGCCUGGUACUGUCGACAGAUCCAGGAGAGCGACUUCAUAAUGGUGAUCUGUUCUCUGGGCCUGAAGCACAAACCUAAACCUCCAGAGCCUGAGGACGGCCAAGAUGAAGCAGAAAGACAGCUUUGGGAUUUUGAGUGUAACACCUUCAGCUCUGAUGCAGCCGUGCAGCUGAUCGGAGUGGAGGUGGGCCGAGCCAAAACCAGGGGUCAGGACCUUUCAAAAUACAUGUCAGUCAUUUUUGAGCACUGUGAGGAAACAGACGUCCCCACAGAGCUGAGGCUGGUGUCUCACUACACGCUUACAAGAGACCUGCAGCUGCUCUUCUCUCACCUUCACAAAGUGGCUCUACACAAGCCUGAGAGUUACCUGAAGAUAGACAACAUUUCAGAGGAGGGUUUUACUAAGUUGGCAGCUGGUGCAGCACUGCAGCAGGCUAUCCACAAGGCAGGGAUGGAAAUGAGGGCAAAAAGGCACCGCUCGGUAGAGGGAGGAAGAUAAACACUUAUGAAAGUGCACCCUUAUCUGACCUGUUAGAGGUCCUUGGUAAUGUAGCAAAAGGUUGGCCUAACAAUAGACAUUAACUAAAGGCACAAACUUGAUGACUACAAAUAUUGCCAUACAUGAAAGUUGUAACCUCACAGCUACAGGGUGACUUGUACACUUGCUAUUGCUGCUAAUGUUCUUUUAAGCCAUCAUCCACCUAACUGAGCUCUAAUGGCAGCAAAUGUGCACUCUGACCUCAGAAAUGUGUAAACAUGCAACAUGUGUUUGUGCAUGAAGGAUUUGAGAGGAAAUUUGUUCUAAAUUGUCCACUUAGCUAUCUUUUAAAUGCAUUUAAUGUUUGAUAUGUUGCGUUUUUAUGUCACUAAAUGCCUUGAGGACCUGAAACAUGUAUUUUAAGUAUUGUAAAUAAACUAGUAUUAUCAUACACAACUAAGGCUAUUAUUAAUCUACAACCCCAGUUCCAAAAAAGUUGGACACUGUAUAAAAUGUAAAUGAAUACAAACAGAAUGCAAUUUUUUAUGGAUCCAUGAACCCAUAUUUAA